Molecule: messenger RNA, 1128 nt
Organism: Saccharomyces paradoxus
Lineage: Eukaryota; Fungi; Ascomycota; Saccharomycetes; Saccharomycetales; Saccharomycetaceae
Gene: CSH1
Product: mannosylinositol phosphorylceramide synthase catalytic subunit CSH1
Exons: 1
Coding region: 1-1128 (375 amino acids)
Biological process (GO): mannosyl-inositol phosphorylceramide biosynthetic process
Molecular function (GO): mannosyltransferase activity
Source: RefSeq, a predicted model, not a curated record
AUGAGGAAGGAGUUGAAAAUUCUUAUAAUAGCGAACAUUGCAUUACUUUUCUCGAUAAUACAUUACACAUUUGACUUGUUGACGUUGUGUAUAGAUGAUACCUUCAAAGAUGCGCUAACAGAUGAAGAGCUGAACCCGCCCAAGGGUUUCAAUUCAACGCUCUAUGAGUCUCCCCCUCAACUUAUACCGAAAAUCAUUCAUCAAACCUACAAAACGAACGAUAUCCCAGAACAGUGGGUAAAAGGCAGGCAGAAGUGUAUUGAUUUACACCCCGACUAUACCUACAUUUUAUGGACGGAUGAUAUGUCUGAUAGUUUUAUUAAACAGGAGUACCCAUGGUUUCUGGACACCUUUAGAAGUUAUGAGUAUCCGAUUGAGAGGGCAGAUGCAAUACGGUAUUUCAUUCUUUCACAUUAUGGUGGUAUUUACAUUGACUUGGAUGAUGGUUGCGAAAGAAGGCUAGACCCUUUGUUGACAGUGCCAGCAUUUUUAAGGAAAACUUCGCCUACAGGGGUGUCCAAUGAUGUGAUGGGCUCUGUUCCAAGACACCCAUUCUUCUUGAAAGUCAUCAAAUCAUUGAAGCACUACAAGAAAAACUGGUAUAUUCCAUAUAUGACCAUCAUGGGCUCUACUGGCCCCUUAUUCAUUAGUGUGGUUUGGAAGCAAUAUAAGAGAUGGUCUAAUACGGCCGAAAAUGGUGCGGUAAGGAUCUUACAACCUGCUGACUAUAAAAUGCAUCAUAAUUCUUUCUUUUCAAUAUCUAAAGGUUCCUCCUGGCAUACGGGCGACGCAAAUUUUAUGAAAACUCUGGAGAAUCAUAUCUUAUCUUGCGUGGUUACUGGAUUCAUUUUUGGCUUUUUCAUAUUAUACGGUGAAUAUACCUUUUAUACUUGGCUGUGCUCUGGACCAUUCAACAACAAACGUUAUUACAUUCAGUGGUUGAGUGACAAGUUCAAGUUGCGCAAGUGGAAACUAACAUCAUUCAAGGACAGAGAAAAGAGUCGGACGCUCGCACGUCACGAAUAUACCUCGAAGGGUAAAAGACUAAGAAAAGACUCUAACAUCCCCUACGACAGCGUUUUCCUUGAUAUAGAAAAGAAUCACGCUAAAUUUACCGACUUGACCUGA